AUGGCUGCUAUAGAGCAUCGAAAUAUAGACCUUUGGUCGACGGAUCCAUUUGGGCAUGGGGAAUUCCUCCAUGAACCGCACGACAACUAUUUCCAAUACGCAAUCUCCGCCACUGAUGGGAUCGAGACUGAGAUCCCUGCUACUCGAUCCCAAGGCCAGAUCGUCCAGGACGAUACGCUGCAAUGGUGUCAAAUUAGCCUGUUCCUUCCACGGAGCCCUCCGCCCACUCUCGACCAGAUCCAGUGGACCUGGAAAGCUCUUACUUCCCAUCAUGCGUGCCUUCGAACUGUGUUCUAUGUCGAUACAAAGUCGGGGAACAUCUACCAGCGCGUCCGUCUCCGAGGGUCCCAAGUCGAAGCGAUAGAGGAUCCCACCUGGACUCCCCAAUCAUCCGCUCCCUCGACUCCAGGAGGAGAUACAACGCUUACUGAGGGCCAGGCACGAUUGACAGUGUAUCGGUAUCCCUUAUCACCACUCCAUCGGGUGACGCUUCAUGUCCACCGUGCUAUGGUAGAUAGCAGCUCGCUCAGCGUUAUCAAACGCGACUUCGCUCUGCUCUACUGCGGACUACCGCUACCAGAGCGUACUCCUCUUACAUGCUACUUCAAACAGCACCUAGAGUCCAAGGAUGACGGUGCCAGCCGCACGUUCUGGAGCGAGACCCUGAACGAUAUCCCUGCUGGUGCGCAUUCUACUGCCUACCCACCUAAAGAUGGCGGCCGGCGGGCUACUAUCUCGAUGACCUUGGGCGAGAGCUGUGCUACAGGACUAGCGCGAUUGGAAAGGGAAUGUGGGUGGUCCCGCCUGCUCCUUUUCGAAGCCUUGUGGGCAACAGUGCUCCACUACCACGCUGGUUCUCGCGAUGUCGUUUUCGCUGGAGUUCGCCGAGAUGCCAGUUUCCCUGGCGUGGACUCCUGCGUUGGAUUCCUCGACCAGACGUAUCCAGUGCGAGUCUCAGUGGAACCACAAGAAACGUUCAACAUGCUGUUCACCAAGUUAUGUGAUUAUCAUUCUUCCGCUUCCUCUCACGCAUACCUUGGUUAUAAGGACAUCGCCCGAUAUCUGCCCAAGCCUGUCGCUACUGUCAUCACCUACUCGCCGGGCCUGAACGGUCCUACAAACGCUGGGCAGCUCAUGGGAUUCCCUAUGGCGGUAUUCAUCACAGGGACUAGCCCAGUCCAGAUAACCUGCUGUUACAGCAGUGAGAUCCCCACGCUCGACGCCGAAGUUCUGCUACAGCACUUUGCGCAUGCCGUAUCCAGCGCCGUCCGAAAGUUCUAUCUACCUCACUCCCUUGUCGGCCACAUCGAAUUGGCCUCUGAGGAGGAGAAGAUGUGCCUCAUCCGUGGGACAAUGCAGACAGCCCGAACGGGGCAUCGACCGUACUCUACCAUUGUCGAGCUGUUUGAAGAACAGGCUGCACGAGUACCGGACUCCGAUGCAGUGCAGUUCGAGGACGAAAGAGCAGUCACAUUUGGUGAGUUGGACGCCCAGGCCAACCAGCUGGCUCGACUGCUUGGGCCGGUACGCGGUGAAAUCAUUGCUGUGUGCAUUGAUCGCUCAGUAGCCCUCAUAGUGACGUUGCUGGGAAUUCUAAAGGCCGGGGCUGCAUACACAGUUCUUGAUCCCGAUGGUUCAGUGGACCGUAAUCGCCAGAUCGUUGAGAGCUGUGACGCGGCACUUGUUCUGGCCAACCGUGCCUACUGUGGUAGUUUAGAGAACGCCCAGCCUAUCGAGGACAGUCUUUACAACUCCACGAGCCUGGAUGGAUCGAGGCUUGCUCUGGACCUGCAGCCAGAGGAGCGUUGCUACGUUAUCUACACAUCUGGGUCGACCGGGGCCCCGAAAGGCGUGGUUAUAUCCCACGGCGCUGCAGCGACGGGGAUGCAGUAUCAUUCCCUGAAUGGCCUUCAACGCUGGCUUCUAUUUUAUAGCCCUACUUUCUCUGCGGCCCAACGAACCAUGCUGUCUACUUUGGUUCACGGCGGCACGCUGCUCCUUUGCAGUAAACUGAAGCUCAUGACUUCACUUGCAACUGUAUUAAAGCAGAUGCGAGUGGACGCGCUUGGGAUUACACCAUCUGCCCUAUCCAUCCUCGAGCCGGUGCAGAUUCCAGAUGUGAAGCAGAUCACCCUGGUUGGGGAAAAGAUACCCCAUGAACUGGUCGACGCGUGGGCCGACAAGGUGCAUUUGCGCAAUACGUACGGCCUCAGCGAAUGCACGCAGCUGAACUUCAGCAACGUGCUGACAGCCGGAGAUAACCCAAGGGAUUUAGGACGCCCGUUGGAUACAACGCAAGCGUAUGUGCUGCAGCCUGGCACGACCGACCUAGCUCCCAUUGGGGUGAUGGGCGAGCUCUGCCUGGCCGGGCCACAACUCGCUUCGGGCUAUCUCAAGGACAUUGAGCAGACGGACAGGGUCUUCAUCCCGAACCCUUUCGGCAGUGGAAGGCUUUACCGUACGGGGGAUGUGGCCCGGGCCCUGGCCGAUGGGUCGUUUGAGAUUAUCGGCCGCAUCGACUUCCAGGUUAAGAUCAACGGCCAGAAGGUGAACCCAGCAGAGAUCGAUUCCAUCCUCGUCCAGCACCAGGAUGUCGCCACCUGCGCGACAGUCACACUGACCCACGCUGGAGGAUUGCGCCUGGUAUCCGCUAUUGUUGUGAAACCUGGAUCUCUGUGGUCUGCUGCCCUCCCAUCGCUUCGGCAGCAUGGCUCGAAGGCACUCCCGAGCUACAUGGUGCCCUCGUUUUGGAUGCAGCUGGAGAUGCUACCCGUGACGAGUAAUGGCAAGACGGACAUCAAACAAAUAGAAAGAAUGGCUGAACAACUGGGCAUCGCAGGCCUAGCACAAAUGAGCUCGACUGACCCGGGAUCAGACAGCAGCCCCCUGGACGACGUCGAGGCCAAGAUCGCUGGCGUAUGGUCUCAAGUACUGGAGGUUCCCUUGUCGACCAUCGGACGGACUCAUUCAUUCGUGAGACUAGGAGGAAGCUCGGUGGACGCCAUCAAGGCCCUUGCGGAGUUGCGUAAAUGCUCCCUGGUCCUUGAGCUGACAACUCUGCUCGACGACACUUCUUUAGAGAAGGCAGCUGCCAUCGCGGAUCGUCAGGAUGGUCAGGUAAACGACGAUGAUCCAGAACCGUUCUCACUAAUUGCCGACGAGGCCCACGACCUGGACAACGAUAGCAGUGUUAUGGACGCUUACCCAGCCACGCCGCUGCAGGAAAGCAUCCUGGCAACGUCGCUGCAGCUGGACGACGACCAUUAUGCCUAUCAGCGGGUGUGGGAUGUGUCUGCGCUGGACAAGAAACAGCUGCGCACAAGUUUCGAGUCUGUUUUUGCUACGAGUGAUAUUCUGCGGACAUCCUUUAUACCGCACAAACGUGGGUUUAUGCAGCUUCUGCGCGCGGGCUUGACCCUGCCCUGGAUCGAGCUGGAGCAGGAUCUUGAUGCGUAUCUUGCCGCGGACAAGAAGCAGAGGCUCUCAAUAUCUGGGCCCAUGGUCCGCAUUGCUCUCCUCUCCGACCAAUUCCUGGUCGUCACCAUGCACCAUGCGCUGUUUGACUUCUGGUCGCAUCGUUUCUUAUACAACGACGUCGCUGCCGUCUACCGCGGGAUGAGUUUGCUUCCCAGACCCCCGUUCAAACGUUUUGUCAAACAUCUAGAAAGGCUGGACAGGGACGAAAAUGACCGCUUCUGGAAGGGCUAUCUGCAUAACGUUGAACCUACCCAGCUCAACCUCGUUCCUGUGGAGCAGACCACCACCGUCUGGCAGACCCUGCCGCUCGAUCUGCGCAAGGCAUUGCAACCCCAUGGCAUCUCGGCCGCUGUGGCAGUCUAUACAGCAUGGGCCCUGGUUCUUGCCAAACGGACAGGGAGCCAGGAUGUGCUGUUUGCGACGACACUAUCUGGUCGCGAGACAGCUGUGCUGGAUGUGGACCGGCUCGAUGGACCGACACUCACGCUGGCGCCGCAACGCAUAUCCGUCAGACCAGAGGACUCGCUGCUCGAGCUGAUGCGCAGGGCCGGCCACGGACUGCUGCAAAUCUUCCGAUACAGUCCCCAUGGCAUGAGAAACGCCCUCGCCGCCGCACAGCUGCGACCAGGCUGCAUGGACACUAUGGUCAACAUCCUCAUAUCUCCCGAUGAGCACAAGGUCGACACCGAACAGCUUUUCCGACCUGUUGGCACACGGCCGGUGUGGCAGUCGGAAUUCACCACUCUCGAAAUCACGGAUGUCGAUGGCCAGAUCAGUGUGAUGGUGACGGGGAAGAUGCACGAGCGACACGCGCAGUUCGUCCUGGAAUCAUUCUGUCGUACCAUCGAGGCCAUUGUGGAACGUCCUGACCAAGCUGUCGAGACAGUCGCUGUGAUGGGCGACAGUGAACGAGACUUCCUGUCCAACGAGUUAUCGAAUCGCAAGAACCUGCAUGUCCCGAAACCAGAGCUGUUGCAUGCUGCCUUUGAGAGACACGCUGUGCAAUCUCCGGACGCCAUUGCCAUCGACUGGAACGGGGAGAAACGAGUUACAUAUGCGCAGUUUGACCAAAUGGCCAACCAGAUGGCCCAUGCCCUCGUCCAGGGCUUCAAUGUAUCGGUGGGUGAUAUCGUCCCCUUGGUGUUGGACAAGUCCAUCAACACCGUGGUCGCUCUGCUCGCUGUGAUGAAGGCCGGCGCGGCGUAUGUGCCCCUGAGUCCUGACAACCCGUCCGAUCGUAAUGACUUUAUCAUCAACGAGACCCAGGCCCGAAUAGUCAUCACCGAGGCCCAGCACUCUGCGACGAUUGGUGUAGACAUCCCACGGCUGUAUGUCGACGAGGCACAGCUGGCCGACUUGCCCUCCGAUACCCCCACCGUCAACGUCUCCCCCGACUCCCUGGCAUACCUGAUCUACACGUCCGGUAGCACGGGGAUGCCGAAAGGCGUCAAGGUCCCCCAUCGAGCCGCGGCAGCAGCCGUUGUGAGCAUGGCCCAUGUCGAGGGUCGCCUCCACGGGGAAUGGCGGACCCUGCAGUUCGCCAACUACGUGUUCGAUGCAUCUGUGCAAGAUUUUUUCAACACUCUCAGCACUUCAGGGACGCUGUGCAUGGGGCCAACAGACACGCUGCAGUCCGACCUACCGGAUGCUAUCCAGGCGAUGGCAGCGCGACAGUCAAUCCUCACUCCGACGGUGGCCCAGCUGCUGAAUCCCGAGGACGUCCCUGGACUGGAGACUCUGAUCGUGGGAGGCGAGCCCCUGACAAAAGCCGUCAUUGAGAAGUGGCUCCCUUAUUCCCGGAUCCUGAAUGUUUACGGGCCUACCGAGACUUCAAUGGUAGUGUCGACCAAGGCUGUCACCACCGCGGAACGACCAAAUAACAUAGGUGCGCCGUUUCCAACGGUCAUGGCACUUAUACUACAACCGGAUGGGCUUGACCUGGUGCCGUAUGGCGCUCCGGGGGAGUUGUGCAUUGCAGGCCCACAAGUCACAGACGGAUACCUGGCUCGAGAUGAGCUUACUGAUUCUGUUUUUGUACGCAACGAACUGUUGCAAGUGGAGCGGAUGUAUCGCACCGGAGACCUGGCACGUUGGCUCCCAGGGGGUGAAAUCGAGUGUCUUGGCCGCAAGGACAAUCAGGUCAAGAUCCACGGCCACCGAAUCGAAUUGGGAGAAGUCGAGCAAGCCAUUCUGCAGACAGGACUGGUGGAGACCACGGUAGUCAUUCCAGUGCAGGUUAAUGGGAAGCCGCAGCUGGGGGCUUUUUGCAUCUUCCAGUCGUCCCAGUCCAGCGACAUCGAAGAUGCUGCCCAAUUCCGCGGGUGUAUCCAUGAUCUCCGGGACCAGCUGACAACGUUGCCUUCCUAUAUGAUCCCCAAAUACGCGUUCCCCCUGGGGGAUUUCCCCAAGUUGCCGUCGCGGAAAACGGACCGGAAAGCCCUAAAAGCACGUGUGGAACAAAUGGACGCCCUGCAGAUAAAACAAUACAGCACCGACUAUGAAGCAACCAGGCACGAGGUUACUCCCGUCGAGACCGACGCAGAGAUUGCGCUGGAGGAACUAUGGUCCAAGGUGCUUGCCGUGGCCCCCGAGAAUAUAGGUAAAAAGGCGAAUUUCCUGGCCCUCGGUGGUGACUCGAUCGCGGCCAUUAGUCUCGCCAGUCUGGCUCGCGGCGCGGGCUACACCCUCAGCGUGAAGAAUAUCUUGAAAGCCCCGAUAUUGGAGGCAAUGGCUGUCACUAUGCAGAGGGCGGACUCGCCAGAUACUACUGCAGUGCGGGCGUUUGAGACCCCCUUGUCGGUGACCCAGGCUGUGCAGCAGGAGGGUGGACUGCACUUCGAGGACGUCGACUAUGUAUAUCCUGCACCCCCCGGUCAAGUCGAGUUUCUCGAGCAGGGCCACCGACCAGAGCAAAUGUGGGUGCUCAUGGCAGUCCGCCGGAUGCCGGUUGAUUUCGACCAAGCGAAAUGGAUUGAAGCCACAACAAAGAUGACGGAAGUGGAUGAUAUCCUCCGUACAUCGUGGCUCCGAGUCUCCAAUGUCGAAUGGUAUGGGGUCGUGCUCAAGCAGACCUCUCCUGACAUCGUCGUCGCGUCCUGCGGAGAUGACAAGGAACGAGAGAAAUUCCUCGAACAUUUCUGGGAACAGAGAUUCGCAUUCGGAAAACCAUUUAUCAAGUAUGCGAUUCUGACAUACCCAGACCAGACCUGUGAUAUCGUGAUCAAAAUGGAUCACGCCGCGUACGAUGGAACCCUGCUCCGCAUCUUCGACGACCAUUUCUCUGCCCUCUGCCGGGGAGCGCAGGUCCCAGAGCACGGCCAGUUCCGUGACUUUGCUUUCAGCGUGUAUCAGUCGGACCGCGAGACGACGAGAGAGUUUUGGAGAAAGACACUGGCUGGCAAACGCCACCGCUUCCCAGACUGCGAACGGCCGCGGAUCACAGCCUCUGUCAAGAAACUGAUCACGACGGACUUGGACACUAUAGCCCGCGCAACAGGUGUCACCAUCCCCAUUGUCUUCCAGGCCGCAUACCAACUAUGGCUCAGCCAAGCCACUGGCGGGCAGGAUGUGAGCUUUGACUACCUGCUCAGCGGACGCAACGUCGACCUGGGCACGAUCGACCCCCAGAGCGUCAACGGUACACUUGCCAACUUCCUACCAGUGCGCAGCCGUGUAGAUCCCUCGACUACACUGGGCGACUACCUACAAGAGACACAGGACAUGUUCUGGGCGGUAACGGAGAGCGGUAACAUAGGGUUAGACGAGAUCUACUCGGCGGCGGGCAUUUCACGCCAUGAAGCCGGGAACAAGUCGCUGUUCCUGUUCCAGCCCUUCGAGCCGAGCACCGUCCAGAGCGACCAUCUUCGGUGGCUGGUCAUGGCCAAGUCUCAGGUCCGCAUGUUUCAGCCGUACGGGCUGGUUGUUGAGGUCGCCAGGGCACAUGAGGGCCAGCACCGGCUGACGGUCAUGUACGACCAGGAUGUGUUCAACUACGACCGGGCCACUGAGAUUGGGGAGGAUAUCAUGUAUCUCGUGCAAAGAAUAGCGGACUUUGGGCUGGAGCCGCAGGUCAGUCUGCAGAACGUUCUUCAGGACACAUCUAAGCCGUCACACGAGAGGUAG
Molecule: messenger RNA, 7599 nt
Organism: Aspergillus puulaauensis
Lineage: Eukaryota; Fungi; Ascomycota; Eurotiomycetes; Eurotiales; Aspergillaceae
Gene: sidE
Product: nonribosomal peptide synthase SidE
Exons: 4
Coding region: 1-7599 (2532 amino acids)
Biological process (GO): secondary metabolite biosynthetic process; amino acid activation for nonribosomal peptide biosynthetic process
Cellular component (GO): cytoplasm
Molecular function (GO): catalytic activity; phosphopantetheine binding
Source: RefSeq, a predicted model, not a curated record